GGGGCCAGAAUGUAUAAAAGACCUAUCAUCCCAACAUCACUCCUAAAGAAAGCCUAGCAUUUAUAUCUACUCCUCCACAGGAGAGAGACUCAUCGAACAGUUCAGAAACUGCACCCAGUCAUCAGCCUGUCAAUCAAUAAAUCGACUGAAGCACCAAAUCACGGAGAGCAAAUACAAAGAGAAGCGACUGAUAGAAACGAACAGCCAUGAAUCUUGAGCCUCCCAAAACAGAGAUCAAGUCAGCCACCCGUGUCACCGGUGGACCUGCAACACCACGCAAAGGACCGCCCAAGUUCAAGCAAAGGCAGACUCGUCAGUUCAAGAGCAAGCCACCAAAGAAGGGUGUGCAAGGAUUCGGAGAUGAUAUCCCAGGCAUGGAAGGUUUAGGCACUGACAUCACUGUCAUCUGUCCCUGGGAGGCCUUCAACCAUCUGGAGCUUCAUGAGUUGGCUCAGUAUGGUAUCAUCUGAGACCACCACUGUCCCAUCAUCCUCUGUGCAAUUUAGACCUCUUCCUGUCAUGUGCUACAAACCACCAGCCAUUGGUUCCAAGAGGACCAUUCCUACUUUUAUAACAGAAUAAACAAACAAACCAGCAACAUUUAUAAAAAUGGAAAAAAAAAAAAUUAUUUGACUAUACGUCCUUCCGAUUUCUCUUUCUUGCAGUCAGAGUAAAUUUUUCAUGCCUGCUUUACACUAUAAAAAAAUCAACUGGGUUGAUUGGGUUCAGUUUUCAGACACUCUGCAGCUCUAUUCUUCUUUUUUCUACUCUUCCUCCCUCUUUUCUUUUGGAACACAAAACUUACCCAAGCAAGACUCAGAGUGAGUAAAAACAAGUGUCACACCCGUAAAAUGCCUGGCUUCUCAUUUCACGUGCCUCGGUGCCGCCUCCGUUCACCUACGCCGAGUUCAUAAGAAAAGAUUGAAGUCCUGUAGAGAUGACACACCAUGCUGGCUGACACUGAGAGUAAUUUGGCAGAGAGCUACAUUUAGAGCAAUCCCCAAAACUGUAACUCAGGUGACUAAAAGAUAACUGCAGAUCCUUAAAGAAGUUUUAGCCUUUCUGCCAUCUUCUACGUUUUUAUUUCUGUGCAUUUGGUGUAACUUUAAUGAUCUGUUUAGGGAAAAAAAUGCUUGAUUUACUGUAAAAAAAUAUAUUGUCUUGUUAACACUAUUUUUGGUCAAGCACGCUGUUGUUGUCCCUAAUGCAUGCAAUUCAAUAUAUGCAAACCCAACAUCCAGGUUAGUGGAUAGUUAACACUCACAUACAGAUAAUAGGGUAUAAAUCACACCCUGAAUUAUGAUUGUGACACUAGCAUUCAUUUUUGGUUUUAGUAAUUCUCUAAGGUAAGAAGCAGUAUUGGGCUGUCAAUUUCUGCUAUUUCAUCCUUCAUCAUCAUCGUCUUCAUCAUCAUAUCUUAUUAUCAUUAUGUCAUCAUCAUGUCCCUGUUUUUCUAACUAAUGCAUUUCUUUCCAUUUGUAUAUUUCAUUGUUAAUAUUAUUCAUUAUAAUUUUAUGUAAUCUUAUUUAGCUUCAUUUAAAUGUCCUGUAUCUUAUAUAGAUUAAUUUUUUAUUGAAUUUAAAGCCAAUAAUUUGACUGUUUCUUCAUUGUGUUGAGAUUGUGAGUAAUGUUUGUUGCAUGCUCUUUCACCAUGAAUUUUGUGGCACUUGUGUUUGUUUAGUUGUGGUCAGUCAUUCAUUCAUUCGUUUGUUCGUUCAUUCAUUCGUUCAUCCAUCCUUUAGUUACAUUUCAUGUUUUUAAUCUAAUUGAAUGAAUUGUAAUUGAAAAAGCCACAUUCCCAACACAGUCAAGAAUGUAUCCAAAAUAAAUAGAUUAAAUUAAAUUCAACAUUUUAAAAGAAACAGUCAAAGUACAGGUUUGCACAAGUAUGAAUAUAUAUGUUCAUUUUCGCUCAGAUCCUUUACAAAUAUUACAUUAUAUGCCCUAAAACCUCAAGCUCUGUGUGAAAUUUUGCUGUGAUGUUUGGACUGUAUUUUGCAGUAAAUGGUUUCAGGCUGCUCAUGUAUUGUGUCUCUGUGUUUGAGGGUUGACUCUUAAAAACAUCAGUGACUGAAGAGAUGUUUUCUCUCUAGGAUGAGAUCAAAAUAAAGUU
Molecule: messenger RNA, 2113 nt
Organism: Xyrauchen texanus (razorback sucker)
Lineage: Eukaryota; Metazoa; Chordata; Actinopteri; Cypriniformes; Catostomidae
Product: retinal rod rhodopsin-sensitive cGMP 3',5'-cyclic phosphodiesterase subunit gamma
Exons: 4
Coding region: 207-470 (87 amino acids)
Biological process (GO): positive regulation of epidermal growth factor receptor signaling pathway; positive regulation of G protein-coupled receptor signaling pathway; visual perception
Cellular component (GO): photoreceptor outer segment membrane
Molecular function (GO): 3',5'-cyclic-nucleotide phosphodiesterase activity; cGMP binding
Source: RefSeq, a predicted model, not a curated record